AUGCCGAUAAUAGAGGAGUUUCUGGCUGAGAAGGGAGAGAAUUUACAGAAGCUGUUCUCUGAUCGACUGGGCUUCGAGUUGCCCUCGCCUACCACGAGUAAACAAGCGCGGGGCCUUGAGCUUCAGCCUGGAUGCGUUCCGAUUCCAGAAGGGACAGAAUCUUUCAUUCUCCGUCUCACAAACUCUGAUGCUGAUGGAAUGAAAUCGACAAACCGCGUCGAGAAUGAAGUUGCAGUCCUCUCUCUUGCAUCUACUGCUUUAACUGAGUUCCGGCCCAACGUGGUUCCUUCGGUAUAUGCGUGGAGUACUGCCGCUGGGACUACUCAGGGAUGGAUUCUCCAGCAGCGUAUGCCAGGUUCGAGUAUUCUUGAAGCUUUUUCGGAAAUGAAUCUCGAGAACCAGAAACCGAUUCUUGCACAAAUGGCAAGGAUUUUGAAGGCCCUGCAAGAUUAUCCCCUUCCAGACAGUAUUACUGAUUUUGGUGGCCUGACUUUCGACGGCAGUGGACACAUUGUCAGUGCCUCAAUGACUAAUGUCGGUGCUGGACCGUGGUCGUCAUAUGAAGACUUCUUCAGGACCAGAUUGCAAAUCGCACUCGAGAAAGCGGACAAGAGCCAGCAUAUUCAGGGCUGGCAUGCCAACGGUAUAAGAAAGCGGCUUGAUGCUUUCAUCGAGCAUGGAUUGCAUUCACAGUUUGAAUCUCUAGCUUAUAAGGACAAGAGGGUUAUUGCGCACAACGACUUCAGUGAGUACUUAGUUAAUCAAGUGGUUAACAAGUUACCAAGUCUGGGAUUUUUUAAUUUGCUAAUUUAUUCUACUUCUAAGCUCCGGAUAAUAUUCUCGUUGACCUCGACCGGGACGCAUUACUAUGACUUUUCCUGCAUCUCGCAUCCCUCCUACGAGUAUUUCUGCUCGUUUCUUGGUGCUGGUGAGCAACUCCCCGGCUGGUGUGAGGAUCAGGAUAGUGAUCAAGCCAAACUACGUCAUGCCAAACUACACGGCUUUCCGUCACCACUUUUCCCGACUACUGAGGGUGGAAUCAAUUGGGAAGUCGUGAGAGCUUGUGAGGAGGAGCUAGAGAAGGUGGAUGCAUUGCGGCCAAGAACGAUGGCAGGAAUAGAUAAGGUGGCUGAUAUCAAUGCGCUUUUGAGUACAAUUUUGCCCUGGCGUCUGUCUAAUAGCGACAUUCUCGCAAAGCAGUCGCAGGACACUGUUGAAAGAUACCGAAAGAUUAUGGAAGUUCAACUAGCUGAACUGCUUCAGCAUAUGGGGUAUUAA
Molecule: messenger RNA, 1278 nt
Organism: Nannizzia gypsea CBS 118893
Lineage: Eukaryota; Fungi; Ascomycota; Eurotiomycetes; Onygenales; Arthrodermataceae
Exons: 3
Coding region: 1-1278 (425 amino acids)
Source: RefSeq, a predicted model, not a curated record